Marmota flaviventris (yellow-bellied marmot) is the source of this 2553-nucleotide messenger RNA. RefSeq names its product PABIR family member 2 (gene Pabir2). The record is from RefSeq and is a predicted model, not a curated record. Lineage: Eukaryota; Metazoa; Chordata; Mammalia; Rodentia; Sciuridae. Gene Ontology annotation, molecular function: protein serine/threonine phosphatase inhibitor activity.
CAAGACUCCGCCCCUUAGCCCCCGCCCCCAGCUGCCAGUCCCCAGCAGCUCAGUCCUGCAGUGAGUCUUGGGAGCCCAUAGCUAAGCACCAGGAGCUGAGCACUGCCCGCUGUGCCUACCUGCAAGUCUCCGACAUGGCUCAGGAGAAAAUGGAGCUGGACUUUGUGCCUGGUACAUCUCAUGGGGGCACCCUGAGGAGAUCCAACAGUGCUCCCCUGAUCCAUGGGCUCAGUGACCUUUCACAGGUUUUUCAGCCUUACACAUUUAGAACUCGGAGGAAUAGCACAACAAUUAUGAGUCGUCACAGUUUGGUAAGUAUCAAAUUGCUGUCAUCUUCACCUAAUCGUAUUCCUAGUAGCAGACUGCUUCAAAUCAAAAGGGAAGAAGGCCUGGAUAUGAUGAAUAGAGAAACUGCACAUGAGAGGGAAGUGCAAACUGCAAUGCAGAUAAGCCAAUCAUGGGAUGAGAGCUUGAGUCUGAGUGAUAGUGAUUUUGACAAGUCGGAGAAAUUAUAUUCUCCUAAGAGGAUUGACUUUACUCCAGUUUCUCCAGCACCUUCACCCACCCGAGGAUUUGGAAAGCAAUGCUUUUCACCAUCCCUACAAAUGUUUGUGAGUAGCAGUGGGUUGCCACCAAGUCCUGUUCCUAAUCCAAGACGGUUUUCCAGCAGGAGGAGUCAGAGUCCAGUCAAGUGCAUUAGGCCCAGUGUUCUUGGUCCUCUUAAAAGAAAAGGUGAGAUGGAAACAGAAAGCCAGCCCAAGAGAUUCUUCCAGGGCACAACCAACAUGCUGUCUCCGGAUGCUGCACAGCUGUCUGAUCUCAGUUCAUGGUGGUGUUAUCAAGGAGAAGAAAUUCCUGCCUUGACCAGAUGUGUGGAGCAUCUACAAAUGAAUGAAUAAUGUAUUUGCAUACAAAGCAAGUGGUCCUUGGAGCUGUCAGUGUCUCCGGUGGUAUUAUGAGGCCUUAGGUGCCUUGGGGUACAUUGUCGUGCUGUAAGGGAUGUAUAUCCUAAGGUAGUGUGGAAAAAGGAGGCUUUAUGUGUGUGAUAGCCACAUACUAUUUCAGUUGCUGCUUUUUUCUGAUUUCUUUGUGUCAUUGGAUUUGUUUGUUUUGUCAUGUGGUGACUGGUGUUUUGGCUAUUGUGUUGCUGCCAGAGUCGGAAUCCAGUUUGUGUACAUACUGCCUUAUAGUAAAGGCAGUUAAAUCUCUAUGAGAAAGCUUUUAGGAGCUGAAAAAGUCAAUGUUAUCGUGUAUUCUGCUUUUAAGAAGCUGUUUGAGCUAUAAAAACUGUACCUACUAGUAAGUGCGAGGUACCAUGUUAUUUAAUUUUUACAAAAGGAAAUGUGUGGCUGAGCUAUUUAGGAAAUCUGAGUGUACUCUCUUGUUAUGUUAUUUAUGAAUUAUACCAUGUAAAAUGUCGUGUUCUUUUCAUCUUCAGACAUUGUGGUUGGAUUGUCUCUGUCUAAUAUGCACAUUGCCUGCUAGGAUCAUGCUAUUCCAUUUUUUAAAUGAAUGUAAGAAACAAAAACUACUGCACUUGUGUCUUUUGAAGGCAAAGAUCCUUGGAUUUUAAAGGAAGAUGGUGUGCUUUGAAGGCACCCCCAGACUAGCAAUAGCAGAUUGCUAUCGAAGGGAAACCUGUUUUCUUCCAAUUAUUAGAGAACUUCACUUAGCUUGCAGUAGUUCUAUUAAAGAAUUAGAUGUGUCCUUUAUUUUAAAUUGUAAUCACUGCCAUCACAGCCACUAAGAGCUUUUGUUCCUGUGUUGCUUUCGCCUAUGCAAAGGCCAAAAACCCUUCGAAACUAAUGCCACUGUCCCCUUGUGUGCCAUCUUAAAGACAAAUCUCUUUGAUGGUACUCGGUAUAUCUAUUCUGUUUGUAAAAGAACCAUGUUAAGAUGUUUUUGCUCCUAUAAUGAUAAUGGUUUUGUCUUUCAGGAGAUUUGUCCACCUUCACUCUACUGUCUUCUUUGCCUUAAAGGGACACUCUUGGGUUCAAAUGUAGGAAUGUUAGGAGAGAACCUUUGAAAUGUGAUGAUAUUUAAAUAUAUUUUUUGAAAUCCAGUGGUGGGCUAGAGCAGGAAAUUGAAAUUAUUCCAGUGGUAUGAGAACUGAGAGGCAAGAUGAUUCACUUUAAGGUUCAUUUUCAGUUUUUAUUCUUUAAAUGGACUGAAACGUUAGGUUUGUGCAGGGAUUGUUUUGAAAUUAAUAAAAGACAGACAUAUGCUAGCCCACAGAUGAGCUUUCUUGACAGUACCCCUUUAUUUUUAUAUAAAGUCUAAUAUUUGAAAAGUGGUUAUUGUUAUAAAGUAAAAUUCCCUCUUCCUAUUCUAAUACUAUAUCAUAUAUUUCAAGCUUCUAUUUGAAAACAAGUACAAGAAGUCGUAAGAUAAUCCUACAGAUACUGUUUGACUUAUAAUCACUGUUUCAUGACAACUGCUUUUGGAAUAAUAGAAUAAUAAUAGAAAGUUUUGUGAAAUGCUGGCCUUGCAUAUAUCUUAGAAUGCAAAUUUAAUAAAGUGUGUACAUGCAUAAAAUAUAGUGUUUUAAAAGUC